Messenger RNA from Pungitius pungitius (ninespine stickleback), 6032 nucleotides. It is a transcript of the gene arhgef37, whose product is annotated as Rho guanine nucleotide exchange factor (GEF) 37. Gene Ontology annotation, cellular component: cytoplasm. The record is from RefSeq and is a predicted model, not a curated record. Gene Ontology annotation, molecular function: guanyl-nucleotide exchange factor activity; protein binding. NCBI's taxonomy places the organism in Eukaryota, Metazoa, Chordata, Actinopteri, Perciformes, Gasterosteidae. The transcript is spliced from 16 exons. The coding region runs from base 453 to 2711 and encodes 752 amino acids.
CUUCACGGGCUGCUGACAGGACAACAGGUGAGCUCUAACGUUAGUUCAUCUCAGAAAGGUUGACAGAGCUCGAGACGUAAGGUUAUCCGCGAGGUGACGAUGGGAGGACGCUGACAGAAGGAAAAUCCAGACGAUCCCUUUUGCAAUUUGCAGGAGGAUGGGACGUCCUGUGGUGCUUUUGUUUCCUGUGAGAGGAAAACUUCAAUCACUCCAACGCUGCGUCCUCAUUGGUCAGUGUCACGAUUCAUGAAACCACUCAAGGUGUCCUCCCAUUGGUCUUUCACUGCGCUGGGAAGACUUCUUAGCCAAUCGACAUCCUUCAGGAUUUCUACUUCAGUUGGGACGGAGCACAACAAGACGGACAGAGAGCGAGAGAGGGGAGAUUGAGGCUCACCACAGCUGGAUCCAGGAUUGUGCGCGAGGAGUGUUUGUCUUUGACAGCGGUGUCCAACAUGGAGGUCCCCAGGAGGCCUCAGCCCUCCUCCUUCACCCUGGCUCUCCCCAAACCGGCCUCGUCCGCUCCGUCGCCCCUCGGCGCCGUGGAGGCGGACCCGAGGAUGCAGCAACUCCAGGAACGGAACGACUCCGUCGGAGAGGAGACCUUCGGCGAGGAGGAGGAGCUCGACGUCUACGAGGAGGCCCCUGGGCCACUAAACGUGUCGCAGGGCGGCUGCUCGGAGGAGCGGUCGGCGGAGGAUGCCGAAGAGGCCCAGAAGAAGUGUGACGAGGAGGACGCGUCGGCUAAAGAGAGGGCCGCCCAGAGGCAGAUGCUGGCCAUAGAGGAGCUGGUCCAGUCUGAGAGGAAUUACCUUCGACUGAUGCAACUGAGCACCGUCACCAUCAGGGGCAACCUGCAGAAACUACAGCCUCCUCCGGCCAACCUGGACAGCAUGUUCGUCUACACCCAGGACGUGAUGGACGUGUCGAGGCGGCUGCUCGGUCUGCUGGACCAGAAACAGGUUCUGCCCGAAGAGCCUCUCUUCCUGGAGACACUGUGCGACUCGUUCCUCAGCCUCUCCUCAGACAUCGAGGCGGCCUACAAGGAAUACCUGUCCAACUACAGCCAGGUGACGGUGCUGGAGGACAGCUACAAGCAGAAGGAGGCGCUCUGGAACGACAUCAUCAGAGUCGUCAAGACCUCGGCGCCCGAGGUGAACGCCACCUCUCUGAGCUUCUUCCUGGUGAUGCCGGUGCAGCGGAUCGCCCGCUACCCCCUCCUCCUGCAGACCAUCCAGAAGCACACGGACAGGAGCCACCCGGCCUACGCACUCCUGGAGCGGACCGCUCACACCUCCAUCGCGCUCAACUGUCGCAUCAACGAGUACAAGCGCUUCAGAGAAGUCGCUGACAAAUACAAGAAGACGGAAACCCUGACCAUCAAGGACAAGAUCAACCGCCUCAACACCCACAGCAUCGCCAAGAAGACGGCGAGGCUCAGCCAGCACAUCAAACACGAGACCGGAAUUGCACCCAAGCGGGUGGACGAGGAAUUUGGCGCUCUGGAAGGUUUCUUUUAUGUUCUGGAGCAGGGCAUCCUGAAGCUCCUGGAGAACGUGGAGACGUACCUGCAGCACCUACAGAGGUUCCUGUCCUGCAAGACGGAGGAGUUUGACUUGGACAUGGACGGAGAGAAGGCCCCAAUCUGUUACAAGGAGAUCACCACCGCUCUCAGACAGUGGAUUCUUCCAACAUUCGAGAAGAGGAUGAGGACGUUGAUGCACAAGCCGCUGUGUGCCCUCCGUGACCUCAUGGUGGGCCCGAGGAACCUGAUCCGGAAAAGGCUGGACAAGCUGCUCGACUACGAGUUGAUAGAAGCCAAAUCCAGCCUGAGCUACGAGGAGCAGGCCGUGGCCAACACCUACAAGACAAUGAACACGUUGCUGCUCAACGAGCUUCCCCGCUUCAACGGCCUGGCGCUGCAGAUGAUCUGGAGCAUGCUGGGAACCUUCAGCUGUCUGCACAGCGACCUCGCCUCCGAUAUGGAGCAGCUGUUUCAGAGCUUCGCGCAGCAGCUCCCUCACAGCUCUCUCAGCCACGGUGCAUUCUGGGAGUGGGCGGAGUCCGCCGUGCUGGAGAGUGCGGGGAGGCUGGAGACUCUGUGUCGUGGUGUGGUGAACACGCUCAACGCUCCAGUAGUCCAGCCUUUGAGUCCUUCCUCUCAGCGCCGCCUGAAGCAGCUGAUGGACAAGCAUGGCUCUGGGAAGAUCUACCAGGUGAUGGAGACGGUGGUGGGCACCCGGGACCUGGACCUCAACCUGGCCAGAGGCGAGCUGGUGGCCAUCAUCAGUGAGGUGGACACCCGCGGAGACAAACGGAGGUGGCUGGUGGACGCAGGAGGCAGACGAGGUUACGCUCCGUCCUCGAAGCUGAUUCGCUAUCACCAGCCGUCAGAAGACCCGCCCCCUUCGCCGAACCCCAUCCUGCCUGAUGGAAUCAGACGGCAUUCCUACAGCCCAGAGAGCCGUCUGCUGACGGUCAGGAGCCAGCCCUGCUUCCAGGUGCUGGCGGCCUACAACUUUGCGGCGAGAGGAAACCAUGAAGUCUCAAUCCGGGCCGGCGAGCCGGUUCGCGUCCUUGAGCCACACGACAAGCGAGGGAACCCCGAGUGGAGCCUGGUGGAGGCCGCAGGGGGCAAGAGGGGCUACGUGCCCUCCAACUACCUCAUCGUGACGCCUCUGGGGGCCGGCUCCCUUGGCUCCUCCCACCGAUAGUUCGGCGGGAAAAAGGACGCGCGGCGAGCACCACGCCGAGUUCACAGUUUGAAACCGUAGCGCGGCUACAAUGUGACCAUCGGUUAGAUAGAAUAGUUUUUAUGUGAAGUUUUUAAAAACAGAAGGAAAGUAGAAGUCAUGUUUUAUUGAUGGCUCUGAAUCACGAAGUGGCCUCAAAGGGGAUUUGAAGAGUUUUUGUCAAAUGACGCAAUGUUUACAAGUUCGGUCCGUUUCUCUUCGUUUUCACAAAGCGCAAAGACACAUGAAGACAAACGGAAAGGCGUAGAUGCAAACAACGACUGAUACUUUAGUGUUGUCCAUCUGCACAGAGACGGGUCCAAACUCCAAAUGUUUAAAUGCAUUAACCACAGACGUAUAAACGGUUUGUACAGCAACGCAGCUGCUGUGUUUACACGACCCGCCAAUCCGAACUCCACUCACAGAAGAACCCCCCCCAAAGCUUUGCUUGACGAACAUGGAAGUGCGAGGAAUCAUGACUGCAGCUACAGCCCCUGGUGCUGGUGGUUACGAGGCGCUUGCUCAUGAGCACUGGGGCAGGACACAUGCUUGCUCUGCAUCUGGAGGCUGAAAGAAAACUCUCCCAUCGUGUCGGGCGACCUGCAAUAGAGGAGAUAUCCCAUCAUCCUCUGGGACAAACGAGUACAGCAGCAUGCGUGAUCUCAUUAGUCUGUAUUUUAGUGAGCUCAAGGCAACACUUGGACACGAGAGAGAGAGAGAGGGGGGGGAGGGAGAGAGAGAGAGAGGGAGGGGUCUCCUGUCCUCACCUGAAGGUUGGAACAGAGCGGCAUUGAGACUGACGGCUCAUCAUCUCAGGCUGUAAAGUACAUGUGCGAUGUCUCCGGGGCUUAGCAUGAGAGGGGGAGGGAGGCGCAGGGAGGGAGGCGCAGGGAGGGAGGCGCAGGGAGGAAUUCAUGCGGAGAGAAGAAGCGGAUGUGAGAGGAGAACUUUCCAUCCCUCCUGCAUCCGUGUGAAGGUUUCUCUUUCUUCUCUCGGCUCCAGUCUAUUGAUCAAACGAUCGAAAAUAUCAUUGAGAAGGCCUGAAGCAACUCCUUUCCGUAUUCAUAGGCAUCUGAUGACGUACGUUGCUAUGGAUACGGUUCAAAUGGGACGGACUGUGGAGUUAAGUUGUUUUUGUCGCCUUAGAAAAUAUUGUGCAAUGCGAGUGCUUUUUUGGAACAGAAACAUUUCUCUCGACAUCCCGAGACAAUCAUCGUUAUCUUUAACUCAAAUCAUUUCUCCAUUGAUUUAAUAUGUAUGGAGCAGUCAUUCUAUUUGACUUCUGGCCAAAAAUGUUCUUUCAGGGGGUCCUGAGAACGACGCAGAGGCAUAAUAAUAAAUCCUCUGUCCACUGGUGAGGGUGUUUCCUUCCUGACCUGAUAUGACCAGGGCAGGGCGCCCUUAUGAGACUAAAACAAAAUUGGAUUAAAUCAAAAGGGAACAGCCUUUGCAGCAAAACUAAAACCCACUUAAAAGAAACACACACAACAGGCGUCUACAAAUACUUUCCGUCGUCAGCCACUAAAUUGGUAUUUAAGACAAAGACACAGUGAACUAAUACAGGACGGUGUCAAAAUGAAGAAUGUCCCUGCUUUAAGAGAAUCAUUUGAAUAAUCCUUCAAGGACGAUGCGCCUUUUUCAAACUGUACAUUUGUAAAUAACCUUUUAUUAAUGUCGUCCAUGGGGGCAGGUAUGUCUCCUUGACGGCUGACGGAACGCUGCUGACAUUAUUUUUUGCAUAAACUGGAGCUUUCGUUUCCUCCUCCGCCGCGUAGCGCAGCAUCGUCUGGGGAGGAGGUGACUCGCAGGGAGGGGGCCGCGCAGCUGGAGCUUAGCUGUCCCAUCCGUCUGAAUGUCAGGACGGAGCAGAGUGUGUGUGUGUGUGUGAGAGAGAGAGAGAGAGUGAGAGAUGUCACCAAAAUACCAAAUGUCCUCCAGGCUUUAGCAAGCGGAGGAACGAGUAAAGAAAAUCCCCCGACACGACCACAUUUUACCUGCUUUCCCGGCUUCAAAUGCCACUUUAGGGCGGAAAGAGCAAUUUGGCAUUUGGUGUCGUUUAAAAAUAGCAUCAAUACCUGCAUUUUUAGCCCAAAUCCUGAAGUUCGCCCACACCGGUUCCCAAGACAAAAAGAUAAUAUUUGCCGUUGGUCAUUGGAGAAAAUCUUCUCUGUGGGGAAACGAUACUUUUCUUUCAGGAAGAAGAAAACCAACACCAAUUUUAACAUUUCUGAUCACUAAAGUAACUAAACACCUAUUUUAAGACAGGGUUUAUUUCUGGCAUAUUUUACAUUGUUGAACAAACCGAUAAGACUUUAUGCUUUUUAACGCAGCCUUCAUUUUGGCCAUCUACUCAAAAACUCCAAAAUCCCUGCUGACUGAAGUGUUAAGACGCUGACUCAUCUCACGCGGCACUCUUCGGCAUUUUCAAAUCCCACUGAUGACGGAAAAAGUGGGAAAAAACUGCUGUUUAGUAAUGCGUCCAUGACCAUGUCAUGUAACCAUGACCAGGUCAUGGUUACAUGACCUGGUCAUGGUUACAUGAUGUGUGUUCUGAGGUGUUCUGAGGUCAGGUGUACAGGCGUAGUGUGGGCGUGCACCACUAGAGGGAGCAGCAGGCCUGUUGGGAGGCAGUUUAAGCUGCUUUUCCUCGUCAGUAUUAGAGCUGCACAUUCUGUUCAUGUGUGAUGUAUUUAACUGUUUUUUUGUUUUGUUUUUUAUUAACCUGCAGUGAAAGCAGCAUGUGAAGUGUCUGCUGGUUAUCUGUACAGCAUUUCUGCUCAUAAUAAUCUGUUUAAUUACUAACUUGUUUUUAACUUAUUUUAACGCCUCAAGGCAGCCUGAGCGUGAAGUGUGGCGUCUUUUGAAGUUUUGCCAAAGUUAGAACACACACACAUACGCACACACACACACGCACGUGCGCAGCUGAUGGGAGUGUCCAUGGUGCAGCACUUGUCAGGGCAGCUGUGAACUGAAUGUUUGGCUUCAAUAAAACUAAACAGAAACCUGCUCUGUUUGCUGAUGUCGACUCACGUCACCAUUCUACAUAUUUGGAAGUUAACAAUGCCCUGCACCAAUAUAAAUAUCAGGGUUUUUUAAUUGCAAUUUAACUACUGAUUCAAAAAGUCUGAGAGAUCUGCCUUGAUGUCUUGCUUUUGCUGUUUGAUUUUGUCCUAAAACCUGAAGUGUGUCCCAAGGCGAUCGUGGAUCAGGCCACCUCAGGGAGCGUGUUAGCGUUCCGCAUGUUUAAAACUAUUACAGCACACCUUUUUAUGACUGAUCAUUAAAAAAAGUACCUAAACCGCA